AUGUACCAAAAAUUUCGGGUGAUUGAUGAAAAAGUAAUAGCAAAUAUGAGUGCAUUAUUCGAAGAUGUUGAUACUCCAAAUAAUUAUCCUGAUAAAGUCUACGGAGGAGAUACUCCGGUAUUCUUGCAACAAGCAUCGCAUAUAACUGGUGGAAAAUACUUGAAGCUUGACAAGGCCCAAGGAUUAUUACAAUUCUUAAUGCUUGUUUCUGUCACAAAAAGAUUAUUGAUGUAG
This is a messenger RNA of Racocetra fulgida, 234 nucleotides long. The record is from the annotation of a GenBank genome assembly. NCBI's taxonomy places the organism in Eukaryota, Fungi, Glomeromycota, Glomeromycetes, Diversisporales, Gigasporaceae.